UUGUGGUCCGAUCUGUUUAACCUGUGGUCCGGUUUGUGUGUACGAUCGCGAUUUUUGGUAGGCAAUUGUGUGAGCCGUGCGACGUUCACAGAACCGGAACAAGCGACACUCAGAGGGACAUUGCGGGCUGUGCCUCGUAUUUGUGUGACGAUUGGUGUGCGAAUCGAUUGCCGUUCCGGACACGCACGUGGGAACAGCUUUGCGAUGUCCUGUCGACGAUCGUUGGUGCAGCUUCCGGUGCUGGUGGGUUUGCUGAUCGUGUUGAUCGGUAGCCGGCUUGAUGGAGCGUACGGGUCGAGUUCGGCUGAAAACCGAGCGAAUUUACCCUCGCAACAUUGUUUGGAUUUAAACCCACAGCAAGGGCUCGAUCUUGAGCAGAUCAUGGGCAUCUGGUACGGAAACGAAGUGAUCACGCAUGGCGGCUACGAAGAGGGCGAAGUGGUGUACAAGACCUGCGUCGUCAUCCACCUGGCGGACGUGAUGAAUCAGACCACCUUCGAUUACAACACGAAAUACGCCGAUCGGCUCGGUUCGACCUAUAACGUGCGGCUCGGAACGUCCUACGGAUACGGCGCUAGUGGAGGCGGCCACAGUGGCCACCAGGGAUCCAACCAGGGUCAGUACGAUCCGCAGAACCGACGCCAACAGGGUUCGGGAGGCUACCAGUACCAGGGACAACAGCAGCACCAGGAACCGAACAGUAUGCGGUUGCUGCGCCUGAUCUGGGACGAAUCGGAAAAUACGCUCGAGUACACGCUGCGAUACAACACGUCCCGGCCUGGGUUCUGGCUGUCCGCUGCACCUCAAUCCGGUUCGUUGGCUCAGCUGCAGUACGUGCAGUUCACAGGGACGGUUCAGGUGCUGAAAGCCAUCAACAAUCAGCUCGUGCUCAACUUCUGCCAGAGCUUACCCGGUGGUCAGCAGUUUACGGUCGUGUUGUCGCGCCUCCCGAUGGGUCUCGGACCGGAGGAUAUACAGAGCAUCCGGAACAUGCUGCGACGCCGCGGUCUCUCGACGAUGUCCAUACGGAAGGUCUGCCAGAACGCGGGUUUCCGAAGCGAAAUGUCACUGAUCACGUUCGUCCUGUUGGCUGUUGCAUCCGCUUUCGUCAAACGGCUGCACUAAGCCAGCGAAACUUGGUCUUUUCACCAUCCGUGCCAUUCUCAUCCAUCGCCGUCUCGGAACAUCUAUGUCCUGGUGGUGCAUUUUGUGCUGUAUUUUACAUUGCAGUUUGUCUUUAAUUUUUUGUUGUUGCUCAUUCCAUUCCAACACCAUCAUUCCAAAGAAGGGAUUUGCACGACGCCAUGCCGCUAGUAGAUGCGAAAAAAAAGGAAGCGUUCCUUGGAUUAAGUUAUUUUUGUGCGUUUCAUAGCUUACCCCAUCUCUACCUGUAAGACUUUAUGAUCAGUAUGCGAACUGUAUUACGAUUUUUUCCCUUUCAAAUA
This is a messenger RNA of Anopheles nili, 1445 nucleotides long. RefSeq lists its product as uncharacterized. Bases 205 to 1125 code for a protein of 306 amino acids. NCBI's taxonomy places the organism in Eukaryota, Metazoa, Arthropoda, Insecta, Diptera, Culicidae. The record is from RefSeq and is a predicted model, not a curated record. The transcript has 4 exons.